This is a messenger RNA of Guillardia theta CCMP2712, 723 nucleotides long. RefSeq lists its product as hypothetical. The record is from RefSeq and is a predicted model, not a curated record. Gene Ontology annotation, molecular function: protein binding. The transcript has a single exon. NCBI's taxonomy places the organism in Eukaryota, Cryptophyceae, Pyrenomonadales, Geminigeraceae. Bases 1 to 723 code for a protein of 240 amino acids.
AUGCUGCGCGAAUGGCUGGAGGGCUGGAGGAGGGAAGCGAACCACGUGUUCCAGCUCUGCAACUGCGAGAAGGACCUGGAUCAGCCUCCCAUCUCGCGCGCGUCGAGGACGCUGGGCCCCGGCUUCGUGGAGGUCACCGCCUACACGCCACUGUACGAGAGGGCAGGGGAGCGUCAGGAGACGCGGAUCCCGCUGCUAGAUGGGCGAAGUGCGAACGAGGCGAAGAGGAUGAGGGGAGCGCAGCUGCUAGCGUCUGGUGGGCGAACCGUGAGCUCGGACCCCAAGGGAGUGAUGUACGAACCCAACACCCUCCAGCCUGUCUUCGGCUCGGUGCCUGACUUGAAUCCCAGUGAGUAUCACUACCGCAAGGAUGCUAGAGAGUACUUGGACAGGCUGCAUGACGACAUCGUGUUCGAAGAAGACUCCACUGCCUUGUCCACACUGGGCUUGAUCCUCCUGGGAAGAUUCAUUUACUUCGUGAUCCCUGGAGGACCCGCCGACGUCACCAUGUCGGACGGGUCGAGACUUGCAUGCAAGGACGAGAUCCUGUUUGUCAAUGACGAGCAUGCGACGGAAGACAACAUUGGGAGGUUGCUGAAAGGCUCAGAUCAGCCUGGUACGUCAGUGCAGGUCGCGGUGAAGAAGGCAACAUGGUUUGGCGAAGAGAUCCUGGAGCGAGUGAUAGUCGUUCGGGAGGAUUAUCCGAAGAUAGAAGUGGACUAA